Messenger RNA from Aegilops tauschii subsp. strangulata, 1881 nucleotides. RefSeq lists its product as uncharacterized. Gene Ontology annotation, molecular function: ubiquitin-protein transferase activity. Gene Ontology annotation, biological process: interstrand cross-link repair; protein ubiquitination. The record is from RefSeq and is a predicted model, not a curated record. Gene Ontology annotation, cellular component: nucleus. Lineage: Eukaryota; Viridiplantae; Streptophyta; Magnoliopsida; Poales; Poaceae.
GUUCUCACCCCCACCCAACUCUCCCUCCUCCCGAAAUCGGAACCCCAGGGAAUCCUCGGUCGCUCCUACUCCGGUUCCAUAGAAUGUCGUCCCCGCCGCGGUCGGUCCGUAUGGAGGAGGCCGCCGACUUCGACGCGCCGCGUCCUCACUCCGCGGACACUACAGGCGCAGCGGGAGACGUCGGUGGUGCCGAUUCGUCCGGCGGUGAGGUCCAGCCGACGAUCUGCCCCGGCUGCAUGGUGCCUUGGAGCACCGAUGGCCCGCAUCGGAUCUGUUGCAUUCCCUGUGGCCAUGUGUAUGGCAGAUCAUGUCUGGAGAAGUUGUUGCGUCGUUCUGGCGAGGAGAGUGCCAAGUGCCCUCAGUGUGGCAAAGGAUUUGUGGAGAAGCUUAUCAUCAACCUCUACGCACCAGAAAACAUGUUGGAGGGUUGCUGGAGUCCGGAGGAAAUUCAAGAGUUCUACGAGCCUAUAUUUGCUGCAGUAAUUAGGGAACAUCCAGACUAUAUUGUUGCUGAGGAACCAUCCAGUGAUUCUACAUAUGAUGAGAUGCGACAACUAUUUACAGAACGUGUGGCUCAGAUAGAGGGAACAGUGAAUGCAAAAAUGACAAUGGCUAAGGCUAACUUGAUGUUAAUGAAGGAGCGAUUGAAGAAGAUGGCUGAACAAGAAAAGAUGGUACAGAAGGGUGUGAUAGAGUUCCUGGAGCAGAAUUGCCCUCACCUGAUGAUUCGUGUGUCGUGCUUGUUCCCGUCUUCGCCGACACGUGGUAUGGACGACAUGGAGCUCGCAGAUGUCGAAAUAGUGGCCAGAGAGGGAACAUAUAACCAUGCUGUAGAGGUCAAUGAACAGGGUGGCAGAGGCAACGAGGGGAACUAUACCGCAUUGGUUUCUGGUGAGGUGACCGAUGGCUCAUAUAGACGAGUGGUUGAGGACGUGGACAACAGGCACUUUGCUGACAGUGGCAACUCUGAGAACUAUAAUGUCAAUGACUCCAACAAAGAAGCAAAUGGGAUGUUGCCGAGUACGAAUAUGAAGGGUGCAGCUGAAGGUCGUGAAUGCGUCGAGAGCAAGCAAGAAGCAGGGCCAACCUGCUCUAUCUGUAUGGAACCUUGGACAUCCACUGGAGAGCAUCACAUCUGUUGCAUUCCUUGUGGACAUGUCUACGGCUGGUCAUGCCUCAUAAGGUGGGUCAAGUACCAGCUUUCUGAUAAUGGGAGUGUAAAGUGCCCUCAAUGCGGGGAAGGAUUUGAAGGCAAGCCUAUCGACCUCCAUGCGCCAUUUUGUCAGGAAGUACAUGGGUAUUAUGAAUCUAAGUUUGCUGAGAUCGGGGUAUCGAUAGAGUACUGUAUGCGGUAUGCAGAAUUAACUUCUCACUUCGAAGAGCUAAGCAAGCUUCAUCAUGCAAAACUGCGUGCACUACUUGACAGUCAUUUUGCUGAGAUGGAAAGAGUGGCGACUGUACACGUGGCACUGGCUAACGCUAGAUUGAUGUCCAUGAAGGAGGAGAUGAAGAAAAUGGCUGAAGUAGACGAGGCCACAACGGAGGAUCUUGUCGAAUUCAUGGAACUGAAUUGCCAUCAACUCUUCCAUACCCUACCCAGCCUACCCUCAUGCCCCUUCUGAUCAAAGCUGGUGAAUGGUUUAUUUUGUGCAACUCGGCGAACUGCUUACCAUACUCUACAACAUAUUAUGUAUUUCUACUUCAUGAUAUUUACUGUGAUGUCGGAGGACUCUCCGGUUUGACUUCAUGUUUUGUCAAGUACAUGGUAGCUGGCUAGUUAGCUGGAGCUAGUGUCACCAAGUUAUCCUGUGUCGAGACGUUGUAUAAGCAGUAAUGGUGUUUCAAACUAUCAGAAAUAUGCACUACUUCUUAGUCCCUCCA